Chilo suppressalis (striped riceborer) is the source of this 1128-nucleotide messenger RNA. NCBI's taxonomy places the organism in Eukaryota, Metazoa, Arthropoda, Insecta, Lepidoptera, Crambidae. The record is from the annotation of a GenBank genome assembly.
GUCGCUAUAAGUUCGGCUUGCAGUGGUUUGCCGGCGGCUAGAGAACAUGUGCGAAAGAAUUGUUUUGGUUGUGGCCGUGACGCUGGUAACGAUAUCGUUCGUCGGCGAUUGCACGGCUAAAAUUGCGCCUGACUUCAUACAUCCUUGCAACACCACAGAACCAGCUUGCUUAAUCAAAGCCACUCGUGAUGCGAUCCCGGAGUUCGCUAAAGGAAUACCUUCACUAGGAGUGCCUUCGUUGGAUCCCUUCGUCAUCGAUGAACUACCCAUUCAGCUUCCAGGCAUCAAAGUAACAUUCCGCGAAGGCAAAGCAUCAGGACUGAGGAAAUGUGAAGUGUUAAACGUGGAAGCAUUCUUAGAAAAGAAUAUUUUCAACUUGCAAGUAAAGUGCAACAUCACAAUCAAAGGAAAAUACACGGCAGUUGGGCGUCUCCUUUUAUUCCCUAUCAAUGGUGAAGGCGAAUCUAAAAUUAAAAUAAUAAACUCCAUAAUCGGCUUGAACAUCAAGACGAAGUAUUACAAGGACUCCGAGGGCCGAGACCAUUUCGGCAUUAAAAGCUUCAAGCAUACGUUCGACUACGGCGAGAGAAUCAUUUACACCAUCACCAAUCUGUUCAAGGGCAACCCAGAGUUGAGUAAUACGGUGUUGCAAUUCCUGAAUGAAAACUGGCGUGUCGUCACUGAAGAAUUUGGACAACCGGUAGUGGAUUAUGCAUUGAAUGUCACGAUAUCCACAGCCAAGCAAUUCUUUGACGCCGUUCCUAUCGACGAAUUACUAUAUGUACCCAUACCUUCGUAUUAAAAUAAUGUUAUAUACUUCCAGCUUCUUCUUCUGAAAUGUUUGAUAUUUUUGUACAUGACUAGAAAUGUAAAUGAAUCAAUUAAAUAAGUUAAUAGAGACGAAUAUAGUAAACGUAAAAUUAAUAACGUUGUUAGAUUAAUAUUGUAAGGGCUAGUGCUUAAACAACAAAUAUAAUGGUUUUAAUGUUCCCCUACAUUAAAUGUUAAUAAAGUGUAGUGAUCUAAGACUAGGGUUACACAUGUAUAAAGUGAAGUUAGAUCUUAUUGACAGUAAUUUUACAUUAAGUCAGCCGAAAAUGUAUUAAGUCGCCAUAGAGCGAAAAGUUA